Molecule: messenger RNA, 468 nt
Organism: Arachis stenosperma
Lineage: Eukaryota; Viridiplantae; Streptophyta; Magnoliopsida; Fabales; Fabaceae
Exons: 2
Coding region: 1-468 (155 amino acids)
Source: RefSeq, a predicted model, not a curated record
AUGCCGAGCCACCACGCGAGGAGUGAGAGAGCCGUGCCUCGUCAUCGCUGGCCUGGAGCUCGCCUUUCGUGUCCCGUCGCGUCAUCGCCAGCCACGUCCAGCUCGCCGCCGUCGCAUCGCCAUCAGAGGCCAGAACUGAGUGAGAUGCCUCUGAGAGAGGGGACGAGCGUGAGAGAGGGGACGAGCGUGAGAGAGGAGACGAGGAAGAAGGACUGCCACCGUUCUGCCUCGCUACCGUCAAACUGCUACAGCUGCCGCGCCUUGUCUCCAUCGCCGCUGAGCCUCAACAGCCGCCAUGCCAAGUCGCCGUCACUGAGGAGAGCACGAGGAGAGAGAAGGGAGAGACUUCGCGAAAGGGAAGGAGAAUACGACAGAACUCGUCGCCGGGAAGAGGGCCGCUAUAGCUGUGACUAUUACAAAGUUGUUGCUGCGGGAUUAGUUGGAGUUGUUGCUACUGCCUCGGUCUAG